Messenger RNA from Synchiropus splendidus (mandarinfish), 2075 nucleotides. RefSeq names its product kelch-like family member 20 (gene klhl20). Gene Ontology annotation, molecular function: protein binding. The transcript is spliced from 14 exons. Bases 169 to 1998 code for a protein of 609 amino acids. Lineage: Eukaryota; Metazoa; Chordata; Actinopteri; Syngnathiformes; Callionymidae. The record is from RefSeq and is a predicted model, not a curated record.
GUGAGCGUUGGUAUUUGUCAUGCGCAUAGCAGUGGGAAAGAAAAGCAAUGUUUAACCAAAAGCGUUGACUUGUAAACAUUGGCUGCCCGGGAUGCGUCUGGCUCAGGCUGGAAUGGAUAUAUAAGGUUAUACUUGAGGUGUGGGCUGAAACUACUUGUUCUUCAUUGCAUGGAUGCGAAGCCAAUGCGCAGGGCCACCAGUGCACGCCAAGACACCACUGGAAUGGACAUCACCAGCCGCUGUACUUUGGGGGACCCUAACAAGCUCCCUGAAGGGGUCCCCCAGCCUGCACGCAUGCCCUAUGUGUCAGACAAACACCCCCGACAGACAUUGGAGGUGAUUAACCUGUUGAGGAAACACCGGGAGCUCUGUGACGUGGUUCUGGUGGUUGGUGCGAAGAAGAUAUACGCCCACAGAGUCAUCCUCUCUGCCUGCAGUCCCUACUUCAGGGCGAUGUUUACUGGAGAGCUUGCAGAGAGCCGCCAGACUGAAGUUGUCAUCCGUGACAUUGAUGAGCGCGCCAUGGAGCUGCUCAUUGACUUUGCUUACACGUCACAGGUAACUGUGGACGAGGGGAAUGUUCAGACAUUGCUGCCAGCAGCCUGCCUGCUUCAGCUGGCGGAGAUCCAAGAAGCCUGUUGUGAAUUCUUAAAGAGGCAGCUGGAUCCAUCCAAUUGUCUUGGAAUCAGGGCCUUCGCAGACACACACUCCUGUCGCGAGCUACUGCGGAUCGCUGACAAGUUCACCCAGCACAAUUUUCAGGAAGUGAUGGAAAGUGAAGAAUUCAUGCUUCUUCCUGCCAAUCAACUGAUCGACAUUAUUUCCAGUGAUGAGCUCAAUGUGCGAAGUGAGGAGCAGGUUUUUAAUGCAGUAAUGGCCUGGGUGAAGUACAGCAUCCAAGAACGCAGACCACAGCUUCCACAGGUCCUGCAGCAUGUUCGCUUGCCGUUGCUCAGCCCCAAGUUUCUUGUCGGCACUGUGGGUUCUGAUCCUCUUAUAAAAAGUGAUGAGGAGUGCCGAGACCUGGUUGAUGAGGCAAAGAACUACCUGCUGCUCCCGCAGGAAAGGCCACUGAUGCAGGGGCCCAGGACGAGACCAAGAAAACCCAUUCGAUGUGGAGAAGUUCUUUUUGCAGUUGGUGGUUGGUGCAGUGGUGAUGCCAUUUCCAGUGUCGAACGCUAUGACCCUCAGACAAAUGAGUGGCGGAUGGUGGCGUCUAUGAGUAAACGGCGAUGUGGGGUUGGUGUCAGUGUCCUGGACGACUUGCUGUAUGCUGUAGGGGGUCAUGAUGGCUCAUCGUACCUUAACUCUGUAGAAAGAUAUGAUCCCAAGACCAACCAGUGGAGCAGCGAUGUGGCUCCCACAAGCACGUGUCGCACCAGUGUGGGAGUGGCUGUCCUCGGCGGUUAUCUGUAUGCAGUAGGAGGGCAGGACGGUGUUUCCUGUCUUAACAUUGUUGAAAGGUAUGAUCCAAAAGAGAAUAAGUGGACUCGUGUCGCUUCAAUGAGCACGAGACGGCUUGGUGUUGCUGUUGCUGUGCUUGGAGGGUUUCUUUAUGCAGUCGGUGGGUCGGAUGGAACCUCACCAUUAAAUACAGUUGAACGUUACAACCCACAAGAAAACCGCUGGCACACUGUGUCGCCCAUGGGCACCAGGAGGAAACACCUCGGCUGUGCAGUGUAUCAAGAUAUGAUUUACUCAGUGGGAGGAAGAGAUGACACCACAGAGCUGAGCAGUGCGGAGCGCUAUAACCCUAGAACUAACCAGUGGUCUCCUGUUGUGGCCAUGACAUCCAGGCGGAGCGGGGUGGGAUUAGCUGUAGUCAAUGGUCAGCUGAUGGCAGUGGGAGGAUUCGAUGGAACGACAUAUUUGAAAACAAUAGAAGUCUACGAUCCCGAUGCCAACACUUGGAGAUUAUACGGGGGAAUGAACUAUCGCCGGUUAGGUGGAGGGGUCGGCGUCAUCAAAAUGACUCACUGUGAAUCGCACAUAUGGUAACGCUACUUUUCUUGGACUCACAAGCCCUUGUCGUCACAUCACAGUGGAUUUUUUUUUGUCUUUUUUUUUUUUUUUUU